AUGAAUUCUGUAUUAUUAGUUGCAGUGUAUUUUCUUUUGGAUUUAAAAUUCUCAGAAGGAAAUUUAGAUGAUUUGUUAAUACCAUGUUGUAAUGAAGGUUUAGAUUGGUCACUAGGUGACAAUAGAUGUAGCAGCCAUCAUGGUUACGUGGCCAAUAUAUCUCGUGAAGAUCUACCUACGUGUCACUCAGUGAUAGAAUUAUGCUGUAUUAAAGAUGUUUUUGUUAAACAGUGUGAGAAAGGAAAGGAGAAUGCCCUGGAUGGUCAGAUGUGUGCUAUAAGAGAUUCCGAAGAAGGGGCUGAAAAAUACAAGGAAUGUUGUAUUUGUUGUGAAUUAGGAUUAAUAGCUAAAUCACAAGGUUUGUCCUGUCAAACACCAGACUACGGUUCACCAUGUGAUAAUAUGUUCCAUGAAUGCUGUACUGGACAAAAAUAUUAUGAUGUCUUCAAUUCUACAGCUGAUGAUAGAAAUGAGUGUGCAUUGUUUCCUGGUCAGAUCUGUUCUCAUACCUGUGUUAAUACUGUUGGUAGUUUUAGAUGUGAAUGUCGUGAUGGUUACUCAUUAAAUGUAGAUGGAAGAACAUGUCAACAAUCAGAUGGUGAAUAUGGUGAUACAGAUUAUAAUUGUUAUUAUUGUUAUUUAGGUGAAUAUGGGGAUACAGAUUAUAAUUGUUAUUAUUGUUAUUUAGGUGAAUAUGGUGAUACAGAUUAUAAUUGUUAUUAUUGUUAUUUAGGUGAAUAUGGUGAAUAUGGUGAUACAGAUUAUAAUUGUUAUUAUUGUUAUUUAGGUGAAUAUGGUGAUAUAGAUUAUAAUUGUUAUUAUUGUUAUUUAGGUGAAUAUGUUGAUACAGAUUAUAAUUGUUAUUAUUGUUAUUUAGGUGAAUAUGGUGAUAAAGCUUAUAAUUGUUAUUUAGGUGAAGAUGGUGAUACAGAUUAUAAUUGUUAUUAUUGUUAUUUAGGUGAAUAUGGUGAUACAGAUUAUAAUUGUUAUUAUUGUUAUUUAGGUGAAUAUGGUGAUACAGAUUAUAAUUGUUAUUUAUGUGAAUAUAGUGAUACAGAUUAUAAUUGUUAUUAUUGUUAUUUAGGUGAAUAUGUUGAUAUAGAUUAUAAUUGUUAUUAUUGUUAUUUAGGUGAAUAUGGUGAUACAGAUUAUAAUUGUUAUUAUUGUUGUUUAGGUGAAUAUGUUGAUGCAGAUUAUAAUUGUUAUUAUUGUUAUUUAGGUGAAUAUGGUGAUAUAGAUUAUAAUUGUUAUUAUUGUCAUUUAGGUGAAUAUGGUGAUAUAGAUUAUAAUUGUUAUUAUUGUUGUUUAGGUGAAUAUGUUGAUGCAGAUUAUAACUGUGAAGACAAUAAUCCCUGUGAACAUCGAUGUUUUGCUCUAGACGAUGAAAAUGUACAAUGUAGUUGUUAUGAAGGUUUUACUAUUAAUAACGAUGGCAGAACUUGUACAGAUAUAGAUGAAUGUGCUGAUGGAACAUAUCAAUGUGCUCCAACACAGGAAUGUGUUAACACACCUGGGCGUUAUACCUGUCAUACAGCACAGUGUGAACCAGGCCUUGUCUUUAAUCCUAUCACUAGAAUCUGUGAAGAUAGUUUUGAGUGUGAACGUGGCUUUGGUUUUAACAGUGUUACAAGGCAAUGUGAAGAUAUUAAUGAAUGUACCAUAUAUGAUGAUUUAUGUACUGGGCAGUAUGAAAUAUGCCACAAUUUGAACGCCUCCUAUAUUUGUGAAUGUGAGGAAGGUUUUGAACGAGAUAGAAUCACCAGGCAGUGUCAGGAUCUAAAUGAAUGUGGAUUAGGUAUUGAUACAUGUCUAGUAGGUGAAAGAUGUGAUAACACUAUCGGCUCGUAUUCAUGUCGUAGAUUCCGCCAUUGUGGUACAGGUUAUACUCUAGAUGAACAGUCACAGAGAUGUAAAGAUGAUGAUGAAUGUAUAUUAGGAACACAUAAUUGUGGUCGUGGUUAUCAAUGUGUUAAUGUACAAGGAUCAUUUCGAUGUGAAGUCAAGAGAUGUGAAGAAGGCACCAGGUUUAACCCUGUUAAUGGGGAAUGUGAAAGAGUCAACUGUAAAAGAGGGUUAAGACCUGACAGAAUUGGAAACUGUAUAGAUAUUAAUGAAUGUAUAGAAUACAGUACUAUAUGUAAUCAAUAUCAACAAUGUGUCAAUACAAUAGGAUCCUAUCAAUGUAGAUCACUAGUUAAUUGUCCUAAUGGAUUUGAAACUAAUGAAAAUGGUAGAUGUGUAGAUAUUGAUGAAUGUGCUAGUGGUAAGCACAGAUGUGCUGGAGAACAACAAUGUGUUAACAGACAGGGAAGUUAUUUCUGUCAAUGUCCUCGUGGUUAUAGAUUUAUUAACAAUAUUUGUGAAGAUGUAGAUGAGUGUGCCUACAGUGCUGCUAUUUGUCCAUUGCAAUCUAAAUGUCAGAACACACCAGGAAGUUAUGUUUGUACUUGUAAAGAUGGUCUAGAAUCAGAUGGUAGAGGGGGAUGUAGUGAUAUUGAUGAAUGUACAACUAGAAAUAUUUGUCAUCAUAAAUGUAUCAAUAAUUUUGGUAGUUAUUUCUGCACCUGUAACCGUGGUUACCAACUAUCAGUAGAUCAGAGGACAUGUGAAGAUAUUGAUGAAUGUAAUCAGUUUGGUGGUAGAGGUCGUGUUUGUGGUGGUAGGUGUAGUAACACUCCUGGUUCCUUUACCUGUGAUUGUCCAGAUGGAUGGAAGAAAUCCAGAGAUUCCAGAUCAUGUGAAGAUAUUGAUGAAUGUAGUGAUGGUACAGCCUUCUGUCCAUCUAGAGAUAGUACAUGUGUUAACACAAGAGGAGGCUAUAAAUGUCCUGUUGUACAGUGUCCAGAAGGUUUUGUUAAAACUGUACCAGGAGGUCAACAAAAUGCUGUUCGUUGUAAACAAGCUGGUUCAUUUAAUCCUAACGCUAAUGAAUUGAUAUCUAUGUCUUACAACUUUUUAACAUUCCCAACCAAUAUCAUCAUUCCUACACCACUGUUUUCAAUGACUGGAGCUAAAGAUAGUCAACGUAGAUACAGUUGGGAACUGAAAAUACUUCAAGCUCGACCACUGUUAGCUGGUGUACCACGAGCCUCUAAAUUAAACUUUGAAUUAUCUCAGACAAACAAUCAAGCUGUAGUAACUCUUGUUAAAAGAAUUCAGGGACCUCAAGAUGUGAUUCUUCAAUUGUUGAUGAAAAUCCAAUCUGAGAAAUUCAACGGAAUCGCAGAAUCUAAAAUAUAUCUAGAGUUGAUAGCAGACGAAGGGGGUGUAGUUUGUGGUAGAAUAAGCUGUGAUCCACUAGAUUUACGUUGUGUUUCAAAUAAAACAAAAACAAUAUCAUGGCAAUACCUGGCUCUGCCAUCAAUGGAUUUUGUCAAAAUUCCCGUAACACUUUUAAAUAUUAAAACAAUAGGAUAUUCAAUUUAUCCAAAUCUAGAUCUGCGUAUUGUUGCCGGCAAUAGAGAUAGAUUUUUUGAUACAGUUGUUGAAGGUGAUAAAGCUGCCUUAAGAUUGCUGAGACCAUUACCAGGCCCGAGAGAACGUCAAGUUACUUUACAGUUAGAAAACCGUGAUUUUUCUCGGCGAAAUGUGAUAUCCCGGCAUGUAACUCAUGUAAAAAUGUUUGUUUCUGAAUAUAAUGCCAAUCACAUGUUUUAGAAAUAACUAUUCGCAUGCAAUGCCAAACGUGUGUUUUAAAGAAACUAUUCAAAUACAAUUCGACUUCGUCAAUAAUUUUGACGUAACUGUUUUCUGUUAUCCGAAUAUAAUUUAACAUUUCAACCAUGUGUUUUUGACUAAACUAUCCAAAUACAACUUAAAAUAGCAACCACGUGUUUUUGACUAAACUAUCCAAAUGCAACUUAAAAUAGCAACCACGUGUUUUUGACAAAACUAUUCAAAUACAAUGUUAACAUUUCAACCAUGUAUUUUUGACGAAACUAUCCGAUGACAAUGUCAAUAUGUCAACCACGUGUUUUAGACGAGCUAUCUACCUGGUGGUUACCAUAUUUUAGAAGAGGAAAAUUUGGAUCGGAUAGAUGAAUACUAAACUUAAUCGUGCUUGGAACAUGCUUUUGGUCGUGUUGGUUGUGAACACAAGUUAUCAGAACUAAAUGUUGUGAUCUUUAAUGAGUUUUAAGUAUGGUGGUAUGACCAAAAUCUAGUGAUUUGUGCCCAUAUCUUAUCUAAAAGUGUUAAUUAAAACUUAACGACAAAAAUACAUAUGUAUUUAAAAGAUUUACGUUAACCUUUAAAAGUGUUAUGUUUUUGGGUUGGUAUUCGAAAUCAUUUUGCAAAAUAAAGGUCAAAUGGUAG
Messenger RNA from Lottia gigantea (owl limpet), 4314 nucleotides. RefSeq lists its product as hypothetical. NCBI's taxonomy places the organism in Eukaryota, Metazoa, Mollusca, Gastropoda, Lottiidae. Gene Ontology annotation, cellular component: extracellular region. Gene Ontology annotation, molecular function: calcium ion binding. The record is from RefSeq and is a predicted model, not a curated record. The transcript is spliced from 19 exons. The coding region runs from base 1 to 3657 and encodes 1218 amino acids.